Molecule: messenger RNA, 2144 nt
Organism: Durio zibethinus
Lineage: Eukaryota; Viridiplantae; Streptophyta; Magnoliopsida; Malvales; Malvaceae
Product: protein NUCLEAR FUSION DEFECTIVE 4-like
Cellular component (GO): membrane
Source: RefSeq, a predicted model, not a curated record
UUAAAGAGAAAUACUAUUAAAAAACUAUUAGUACUAAUAAAAUUCUACACGAUGUGAAACUGUAAUAUUUUAACAGCUCCACCUGAAGAUAGGUUGACUGUCCCAAUUACCUCGAAACCCAAGAAAAAGCGGCACCGCCAGAAGGUAGCAAUCGCAAUAGCAAAUGCCAAAACUGAAACUGAAAGCAGGGAGCAGGCCACCGUGGGUAGGCUUGGCAGCAGCAGUAUGGGUUGAGAUAUCAGCAGGGAACGCCUACAAUUUCCCACUCUAUUCUUCUACUCUCAAAUCAGUCUUGGGAUUCAACCAGCAACAAAUCACAAUCUUGGGAGUGGCAAAUGAUAUUGGAGAGAGUGUUGGAAUACUCCCUGGUAUUGCCUGUAACAAGUUUCCUCCUUGGGCUGUGCUUCUUGUUGGGGUCUUUGCCUGUUUCUUGGGAUAUGGUGUUAUCUGGCUUGCUGUUAGCCAAACCAUCAAUGGUCUGCCUUACUGGGUGUUAUGGAUUGCGCUUGUGGUUGCUUCUAAUAGUAAUGCUUGGUUUGGCACAGCAGUGCUAGUAACUAACAUGAGGAAUUUCCCUCUCAGUAGGGGUACCGUUGCUGGCAUCCUCAAAGGUUAUAUUGGCAUCAGUGCUGCUGUAUAUACCGUAUUAUACAGCUCACUGCUUGAACAGUCUGCUUCAAAACUACUGCUGUUCCUUACUCUUGGCAUUCCAGUGAUAUGUUUGGCCCUGAUGUACUUUAUUCGCCCUUGCACCCCUGGAGACGACACUUCAGGUCAUGUCCAUUUUGUUUUCACCCAAGCUGCUAGCGUCUUGCUUGCUAUCUAUCUUCUCACACUAACAAUAAUAUAUGACACGGUCUCUCUAAGUGAUGCUGUUUCGUAUGUACUACUUGCCAUUGUAUUUAUCUUCUUGCUUUCUCCUCUUGGAAUUCCAAUCAAGAUGACACUUUCUCGAGCAAAUGCAGAGACACUUACACCACUGGCAGGUUCAACAGAGCAUUUGGCUCAGGGAGAAGGUGAUUCAAGUCAAGCAGAUCCUUUGUUGUCACCAUCUUCAUCAGCAUCAAAUCUUGGAAGUUUCUAUGAAAGUGAAUAUGCCUCAGAUAUGGAAACUCUUCUAGCUGUUGGAGAGGGGGCAGUGAAGAAGAAAAGAAGACCCAGGAGGGGGGAGGAGUUCAAGUUUCGUGAAGCUUUUAUCAAGGCUGAUUUCUGGCUUCUUUGGGUUGUAUAUUUUCUUGGAGUUGGUUCUGGUGUUACCGUUCUCAAUAACUUGGCUCAAAUUGGAGUUGCUUUUGGUUUAGAUGAUACAACAAUAUUGCUCUCUCUUUUUAGCUUCUGCAAUUUUGCUGGUCGUCUUGGCUCGGGUGCUCUUUCAGAACACUUUGUCAGGACAAGAACCAUUCCUCGAACAUUGUGGAUGACCUGCACUCUAAUAGUUAUGGUCUUAGCAUUUGUUCUGUAUGCAUUAGCUCUCAGCGGUACUCUCUAUGUUUCAACUGCUCUGCUUGGUGUCUGCUACGGCUUUCAAUAUUCUCUCAUGGUUCCAACUGCAUCUGAACUUUUCGGCUUGAAACAUUUUGGUAUCAUUUAUAACUUCAUGCUGAUGGGCAAUCCUGUAGGUGCACUUCUUUUCUCAGGUCUGCUUGCUGGUUAUGUUUAUGAUGCUGAAGCCGCAAAGCAAGGAAGUUCCACUUGCUUGGGCCCUGAUUGCUUCAGGCUCACCUUCUUGGUUUUAGCCGGCAUCUGUGGUCUAGGCAGCAUCUUGAGCAUAUUUUUAACAAUUAGAAUACGACCAGUUUAUCAGAUGCUAUAUUCUUCUGGUUCAUUUCGUCUUCCUCAAGCUUCAAACCACUGAAAAUUGGAAAUGAUUAUUCCCAGAAUAAAAGUGAUGGCAUGCCUGUUUUAUAUUGGUUUGCUCCAUGAUUUUGCAUUCCUGGCAAUUCCCUGCAUUAGCUAGGUGUUAUCAUAUCUUCAGCAAAUUUUGCUGCACUAUUGAGUCUAUCCCAAGUAGAGUUGUUUGUUGAGCUUAGUGCUCAUAUGUUUGGUAUGACUCUAUCAGUUCAAUCCCUUCCACUGAUCAUAUUCAGAGGGAUUCACAUACUAAAAUCAUUGUAUUAUCCUCCAGGAAUGUUAGUUCCCAUAUA